AUAAUAAAUAAUUUAUUAAUAAUUAUUAAUAAAAUUCGAUAUUUACAAAAUGGAAGAUUUUUGCCCACUGUGUUUAAAAAAAGGCAUUAAAAACGAAAUAAAAUUAUUUCAAAUUAAUUUAGAGGAAGGUGUAUGGCUGUGUAAAAAUGAAGAGUGUGUAUGGCCUUUCGGAUACAAAGAUUUUGCAUUUUGCCCAAGACCAGUAGGAAAAGUUUGGUCUUGUUAUUGGGAUGAUUAUAAACCAUCAAAUUGUAAAGAAAAAGUUACAUCAAGUCCGUUAAAAUCAGUAUUAUGUCAUACAUCCACAAUAUCUACCCAAAACACAGAAAUGAUAGAAAUGACCAACAGCUCAGAUAUACAUUGUUUAAAGAACAUUAAUAAUAUAAGUAGCAGUUCAAAUGUAACAAAUUCAAAAAUUAGUUUCAAUAAUUUACAUACCUCUGGUUUUGAAGAACCAAGUAUAAUACCAAACAUUGAUAUUGAGAAAGAUAGCAAUAAGAAUGUCUUAAAUAAGAAAAUUACUGCUACUGAUACAAAUGUAUAUAAGAGUAAUUUGCAGUCAGUUGGCAAUAAUGCAAAAAUUGAAAAUGAAUGGAUAAAUUCAUUAAAUAAGCAUAUUAAAGAAAAGGAUGAUAUUUUUACAGCAAAUAAUGAAAAUAUAAACAUUAGAAUUCCAAAAAUAAUAAGUACUGAAAAUACAAAUAUUGAUGUUUCUAAUGUGAAACUAGCAAGUCAAACUUCUAACGUUAUAAAAAGUGAUGAAUUAAAAAAUGAAAUAUCUGUUCAUCAAAAAUCUGCAGGCAUGACAGAAUUAAAAUCAGAAGUUGAAAAGUUAGAACUAAGUGAAGAUAAUGAAAAUAUAUUAAAACCAAACUUAAACACAACUACGAUGGAAAUAGAUGGUUUACCACCAAUUACCUUGUCAUUUGAAGUUCCAGUAUGUACUACUACUCCCAAAACAAUAACAACUAAUAUACAACUAACUAGUUAUGAAAAUAAUGAUACAAGACCAAAUAAUCUAGAAAUGAAAAAUACGUUCGUAAAACGAAAUAUAACUAGUGGUAAACAAUAUGAAAAAUUCAAUUUUAGUGUCAUUAAGAAAAAUCUAGAAUCAAAUAAUUUCAAUAAUAGUAAUAUUAAUAAUUCUUCAAAUAUGAAGACACAAGUUCAAAAAGUAAAGAAUGAUUCACCAGAAAUAAUUUCAAAUGGCGUUUAACAACAACACCAGCUAAUAAUUUUAAUUGUGAAGUACGACUA
This is a messenger RNA of Frieseomelitta varia, 1257 nucleotides long. RefSeq lists its product as uncharacterized. Bases 50 to 1216 code for a protein of 388 amino acids. The record is from RefSeq and is a predicted model, not a curated record. Lineage: Eukaryota; Metazoa; Arthropoda; Insecta; Hymenoptera; Apidae. The transcript has 4 exons.